GAGGCUGUUACAGAAAGAAGAGCAAAGUAAAGUGGAAAUCGUUUCUACACGGAAGAUUUAGCAGAUGCACCCUCGUUACAACCACGGAUCAAAAUAAACGGUUGCUCUUUGGUCAAGAAUUUAUUCAGUAAUUGGAGUACUUUACCAUGACUGAGUGGAAUCCCGUGGCGAAGGUGUACGACCCUUUGAAAGCGGGGAGCAUCGAUGGCACAGACGUGGAGCCGCACGACCGCGCAGUGUGGAGGGCCAUGCACGCCCGCUACGUUCCAAACAAGGGCGUGGUCGGAGACCCCGAACUUACGCUGUUCGUGGCGCGCCUCAACCCGCAAACCACCGAAGAGAAGGUUCGCGAGGUUUUCUCAAAGUACGGGGACAUUCGCCGGCUGCGCUUGGUGAGGGACAUAGUUACCGGCUUCUCCAAAGGGUACGCCUUCGUCGAGUAUAAAGAGGAGCGCGCGGUCACAAAGGCGCGCCGGGACGCCAAUAAAUUGGUGGUGGACCAGCACGAACUGUUUGUGGAUUACGAGCUGGAGCGGACCCUGAAGGGGUGGAUACCUCGCCGUCAGGGCGGGGGGCUGGGAGGGAAGAAGGAGUCGGGUCAGCUAAGGUUCGGCGGGAGAGACAGACCUUUCCGGAAGCCUAUCAAUCUGGCACCCAUGUCCGGUGACUGGGGGCAGCCUCAGGAUUGGUCCGGAGACCGACGAUGGGAGAGAAGUGGAGAAAAGGGGGACAGAAAUAGAGACCGGGACAGGUCGCCAGUCAGGGAAAGAGACCAUGAGCGGGUGAGAGAGAGACGAGAAGAACGCCAUAGAGGGCGAGAACGGGACGACAGAGACCGACACAGAGAAAGAAGAGAAAGAGACAGAAGUAAUGAGAGGGAUAUGAAGAGAGAAAAGGAUGAAAGUAGGCACAGAGAUAAGGACAGACACAGAGACAAGAGAUGAGCUUUGUGAUGUCAUUUCCUGCAUGUGAGCUAUUGGACAAUAGACUUGGUAUCUAACUUAUUUACUACUUAACACCCUCUUUUAAAUGGAUGUCAAGUGCUCAACCAGGACUUGGGUAAAAUCGUUUUUAACGAAUAGUUGAGUAGGAAAUUAAACCCAGCAAUAAAGAUUGUUUGCAAUAAAUGUUUUUUUGUUGA
Messenger RNA from Anguilla rostrata (American eel), 1141 nucleotides. RefSeq names its product small nuclear ribonucleoprotein 35 (U11/U12) (gene snrnp35). Bases 147 to 944 code for a protein of 265 amino acids. The record is from RefSeq and is a predicted model, not a curated record. NCBI's taxonomy places the organism in Eukaryota, Metazoa, Chordata, Actinopteri, Anguilliformes, Anguillidae. The transcript has 4 exons. Gene Ontology annotation, molecular function: mRNA binding; snRNA binding. Gene Ontology annotation, biological process: mRNA splicing, via spliceosome. Gene Ontology annotation, cellular component: U12-type spliceosomal complex; precatalytic spliceosome.